Messenger RNA from Fusarium coffeatum, 954 nucleotides. RefSeq lists its product as uncharacterized. The record is from RefSeq and is a predicted model, not a curated record. Lineage: Eukaryota; Fungi; Ascomycota; Sordariomycetes; Hypocreales; Nectriaceae. The coding region runs from base 1 to 954 and encodes 317 amino acids. Gene Ontology annotation, cellular component: membrane. The transcript is spliced from 3 exons. Gene Ontology annotation, molecular function: signaling receptor activity.
AUGACUGACACUCAGCCCUACGACGGCGUUCGCAAUCGCCGGCCUUCAGCCACAGAAAACCUUAUUGAUGCCGCUAAGAACAUUGAAUCAAAGGUUGAACAUUCACUUCUUCUCCUCUGGGACGACCUUCCUGCCUGGCGCCGCGAUAAUGCUUUUAUCCUUUCUGGCUACCGCCAGUCCCAAAGCUCUUAUGCGCAUUCUUUCCGCUCCCUCUUCUACCUUCACAACGAGUCCGUCAAUAUCUGGACUCAUCUCAUUGGAGCUAUACUAUUUCUAGGUAGUGCAGCCUACGUCGAUCGAGUUGUUCGACCUCGCUAUGCAAGUGCAAGUGAGGCCGAUGUUCUCGUCUUUGCCUGUUUCUUCGGAGGCGCUGUGGUGUGUCUAGGAAUGAGUGCUACUUUCCAUACAUUAUCCAAUCAUAGCGAUACUGUUGCGAAAUGGGGAAACAAGCUGGAUUACACAGGCAUUGUGGCUCUGAUUGUUGGAAGCUAUGUUCCUGCUCUAUAUUACGGCUUCUUCUGUCUGCCUAACCUGAUGACUGCAUAUCUCUGGGUCAUAUGUAUUCUUGGAGUUGGCUGUACCCUCGCUUCAUGGGUCGAGCGAUUCCGUACUCCGACGUGGCGCCCCUACCGAACAAUGAUGUUCAUAGGUCUUGGUCUUUCAGGUAUUGUUCCUGUUAUCCACGGAGCUUUCAUCUAUGGUUUCCAAGGCUUGGAAGAUCGAAUGAGCCUUAGCUGGGUUGUUCUACACGGCGCCAUGUAUAUCUUUGGUGCUGUCCUCUAUGCGGUUCGAUGGCCGGAGAGAAGUGCUCCCGGUGCCUUUGACAUCUGGGGAAGUUCGCACCAGAUCUUCCACAUGUUCGUUAUUCUCGCAGCCGUCACUCAUUUCUAUGGUAUGGCCAAGGCUUUUGACUACCAUCAUACCAUUAUGGGUUCCCAGUGUCUCAUGGAUUGA